AUGGUAAUAUUUAUUUUAUUUUUUUUUAUAUAUAAUAUAAAACUAGCCAAAUUGGAAAAAUCAUUAUUUAAUUAUUUAAGUGAAAUAUCUUUUAGUGAGCCUUUUGAAAACUUGUUUGAAAAAUGUCUUGAGAUUCCUAAUAAUAUAUGUUUAGGGGGAACUACUACCCCAAUAAUUUCUCAUAGCAUACAUAAUGGAUUAAUAGGAAAAUGGACAUUUGAUGAUAUAUAUGCAUUGGAUUAUAGUUCAAAUAAAAAUCAUAUGCAUAAGUUAAUAAGAAAUGGUCCUAGUUUUAAUGGACACGGUUAUAGUGGGGCAUUUAUAGGGGAUAUAUCUGGAUUUGUUCCUUCUGGUGAAACAUUAAAAACAACUCAAUUUACCAUAGUAUUUUGGAUUUAUUUACUGGAAAGGUCAACUAGCCAUUUUCGCAACAUUAUUUCACAGAUAGAUAAUAAGGAAGAGAAAAUAGCCAUAUUAUUACAUCCGCACACAACAAAAAUAUCAGUGAGAAUAAUGGGAAAAGAUAAUUCAAACGAAGGUUUAUCUUCUAUUGGACAUAUUCCAUUGAGAAGAUGGACUAAUAUUGCAAUAACAUUAAAUGAAAAACAAGUAGAAAUAUACGUAAAUGGAGUAUUUGAUAAUUCAGUAUUCUUAAAAAGCAAAAUUGUAGAAAAGAGAGGAAAUAUAACAAUAGGAAAAAAUUCCAAUUAUUCCAGUUUUAAUGGUUAUUUAGAUGAAUUACAUUUUUAUAACAGAAGUUUAAAUGUAUCAGAAAUAAAAUCCUUUUCCAUACCAAGUAUAACAGGAAUAUAUGAUACAAAUUUUGUACAUAUUGGUUGUCUUAGCUGUGACUAUGAUACUGCUAAAAGUGAUAAUUUAUGUAAAAAAAAUUAUGAAUUGUGUUCUUUAUUUAAUUUAUAUAACGGAGGAAUACAUUAUGCAAGGAUAAAUGGAAUUCUUACAGAAAAAUCAAACAUAUGGGCAUCUGAUAUAUCAGAAGAUACAAUUGAAAAAGGGGAGAAAAGGAUUGCUUUAUGUUGUAAAUUAUAUAAGGAUAAUACAUAG
Plasmodium gallinaceum is the source of this 1065-nucleotide messenger RNA. Its product is annotated as conserved Plasmodium protein, unknown function. NCBI's taxonomy places the organism in Eukaryota, Apicomplexa, Aconoidasida, Haemosporida, Plasmodiidae. The coding region runs from base 1 to 1065 and encodes 354 amino acids. The record is from RefSeq and is a predicted model, not a curated record. The transcript has 4 exons.